Messenger RNA from Theobroma cacao (cacao), 2144 nucleotides. RefSeq names its product putative serine/threonine-protein kinase PBL7. Gene Ontology annotation, biological process: protein phosphorylation. The record is from RefSeq and is a predicted model, not a curated record. NCBI's taxonomy places the organism in Eukaryota, Viridiplantae, Streptophyta, Magnoliopsida, Malvales, Malvaceae. Gene Ontology annotation, molecular function: ATP binding; protein kinase activity.
UUCUCCCUCUCUCUUUUCUCUCUUUUUCUGAGGAAAUUCUCUCUCCCACUCUCCAAGCAAAGCAGCUUUCACUUUUUCUCUUUUUUAUUCUCAAAAACACAACCUUUCUUUUUAGUUUGUCUCUCUUUCCUCUCUUUUGGUUCUGGGUUUCUGUGCUCUUGUUUUUCUUACAUUGAGAUCUGUUUCAAAGCUAUGGGCUUUUAUGAAGAAACUUGCACCAACUCUAGAACUACAAAAAAUGGCUUGACAGCUCUAUAUGCAGCUACCUCUACUCCACCUACUGAUCACUGUUGUGACUACAAUGAGUCAAAAAUCAAAUCUCUUUUCGCGAAAAUGAUUUGGGAUUUUGGUUUUGCUUGUAUUCUUCCUGGUAGUCAAAGGAAAGGCUUACGGAAGAACCAGAAAAACAAUGGUGAGAAGAAAGGCCGUAAUUUGGAGCAUAACAAGGCUUGGUUAUUGGCUGAGUCAGGUGGUGGAGCUGAGUUGACAAGUACUGAGCCACAAUCAGUUCACUCAUCUUUCAGGUUCAGUUUUUGUUCUCAAGUUGAACUUGAAGCUAUGAAUGCUAAUUCUUUGAGUUCAGCUACUGUUUUGAUGGUGAAUUUGGAUAAUGGGGUAAGUGAGGAGCGAGCUAAGGAAUUGAAAUGGAGAAGGAUUGAGUCUUUGGAAAGAAGUAUUUCACCUGUCGCCAAUUGUUUGGUUAGAUUCAGCUAUGGUGAAAUUGUUUCAGCUACUAGGAACUUUUCCAAAGGGAGAGUUUUGGGGAGAGGGGCAUUGAGCUUUGUUUUCAGGGGUAGAGUUGGGCUAUUGAAGACAGCUGUGGCUAUUAAGAGGUUGGAUAAAGAAGAUAAGGAGUCUGCUAAGGCCUUUUGCAGAGAAUUGAUGAUUGCUAGUUCUUUGCAUCACCCAAAUAUUGUUCCUCUUUUGGGAUUUUGUAUCGAUCCUGAGGAAGGUCUGUUUUUGGUGUAUAAGUUUGUUUCUGGUGGAAGCUUAGAACGCCAUCUUCAUGAUAAGAAGGGAGUAAAGGGACGUCCUUCAACUCUUCCUUGGUCUGUUAGAUAUAAGGUUGCCUUAGGAAUUGCAGAGGCAGUGGCAUAUUUACACAAUGGAACUGAAAGAUGUGUUGUUCAUAGAGACAUUAAACCCUCUAACAUUCUUCUUUCUUCCAAGAAAACACCCAAGUUGUGUGAUUUUGGAUUAGCAACUUGGACUUCUGCCCCCUCAAUUCCAUUCCUUUGCAAAACUGUUAAAGGAACAUUUGGAUAUUUGGCACCUGAGUAUUUCCAACAUGGAAAAGUAUCUGAUAAAACGGAUGUUUAUGCUUUUGGGGUCGUCUUGUUGGAGCUGAUAACUGGACGGAAACCAAUUGAGGCAAGAAGGCCUCCAGGAGAAGAGAAUUUGGUCCUAUGGGCAAAACCUCUUUUGCACAGAGGAAUGGCAGCUGUUGAAGAAUUGCUUGACUCAAGACUCAAAUGUACUUUGAAAAAUUUAACUGAAAUAGCACGAAUGAUACAAGCUGCAGCAGCCUGCAUAAGCAAUGAAGAAUCACGAAGACCCGUCAUUGAUGAAAUUAUUGCUAUAUUGAGAGGUGAAGAAGAACCAUUUUACUCAAUUAGGAAGAAGUCCAAUUUCUCUGGGAUUAUUGAUUGUUACCCUCAAUUACAACAUUCAAAAAGUGAGAUGAAGAGUCACUUAGCUUUAGCAAUGCUAGGAGUUUCAGAGUUUGAGGAUGGUGAUCACCUUUAUUGUCGUUGAAACACACUGUUUUUCUAUUCAUCUGAUUUAUCACCCUACUUUUUUGCUUUGUUGCUUGCUUGACGAGAAAGUUUAGGCAUUAGAACAGGAAAAAAGAAAAAGAAAAAAGAGUAAUUGAAUUUGUAAAUAGGAAAAGGAGUCUGAUGAAAGCCGGUUGUGUGUACAUACCCUGAAUAUCCACCUCUAUACUCCUGGAAAGCUACUGAUUUUCAUGUUAAGUUAUAGCAUUCGGAGUUCUAAGAUUGUUGAACGGUCCUUAUUGUUAAUAGUAUUGUUUUGGAAUUAUGCAGUUCUGCAUAAUUUCAGUUGUUGCUUGUAAAAGAACUGGGUAAGUUUUGGCUUCUAAUACCUUGGUGACCGGAAGACUUUGCUUUUAAGGUAUCUUUUCA